AUGGUAGAUUAUGAGCAUGUUCUGGUGAGCAAAAGCGGCUUGCCUAACGCCACUCGUUGGAAACCAGUUACAAGAAAAUAUAACGUCAUCGUAUACCAGGACCAGCUCGCGAUUGAAGAGAUCAAGCGCCAGAAGCGGAAGACGAAAUCAUUAGGCGACAUUCUUGAUAUGACUCGGGUUGGUGAUCUGCUGUCGAGAAGUGUGGGUCCCGGAACGCUCCGGUCAGCGGCAACUGCAUGCAAUAGAGAUACAGUGGUAAGCGAACUGAACAAGACGCCGACGAUGAUCUGGAUGGGCACCAUCGAGUGUGAAUUAGACGACCUCAUGUACGGUCUUGGCAGCCAGAGCGAUGAGGUGACUCGCAUCAAUUCUUCGUACUCGGGAAACAAUAUGCAAGAUUUCGCUACACUCGCUUUGCUAGAAAAAGCAACACCAAGUGACUCGUUCCAUUCCUUGCAGCUCAAGUGGGAAGUCAACAACACCUUGACGAAAGCAAAACCGUUGUGGCGCUCCUGUGACUUUGUGUACCUCGAGGCAACAGGCGUGAUAGUGAGUCGUUCAACGGGACAACGCAUUGGGUACCAGAUCCUGCAUUCGCUCGACGUUCGCGGCAUAACUGAUCUACCAAGACACAAACUAACUCGGGGUAGACUGAAAGUCUAUCAGUUGUUCCGCCAGAAGUCAAAGGGUACCGUCGAAGUCUUCGCAAAAGGAAUGGUAGAUUUGGCUGGUGAUAUCCCGGUCACCAUGGUAUCAUAUGCAACCAUCGAAGCAGCCAACUGGGUCAACACAGCAGCCGAGUGCGCUCGCAAACGGAAACUCAACUGGCUGCUCUUCACUGCGGCGACCAAAUGUCCUAACUACGCUGCUACAGGCCACAAUGAAUCGUGCUGCAGCGUGUGCGCUCGAAAGCUCCGUAACGCUUUUGGUCAGAAAACCUUCUUCGAUUGCCACAUCUGCACUGAACGGGUGUGUUAUCGAUGCCAUGUACGUCAAGAAUUGAGCUUCAUUACACCCGACAAGACUUCGUUCGUCGUUAACCGAAAAUCGAUCGACUUGUGCACUCGCUGUGUGCACACAGCAACACAAACGAAUGCUCAGCGGGUAGCACUUGAAGAGCGUGCACUGGGAGACCCGGUAUCGAUGUACAAGUACAUUUCUCGUGAGAAGCAUCUUUUGUUGGAGAAGGCUACGUGCUUCGAUGUCAAAAACUACGGAGGAAGACGCAAAGAAUCCAACCCAUAA
Molecule: messenger RNA, 1245 nt
Organism: Peronospora farinosa
Lineage: Eukaryota; Oomycota; Peronosporomycetes; Peronosporales; Peronosporaceae
Source: the annotation of a GenBank genome assembly